CACGAUCUGGAUGGAAAAACAAACCCUUUCGGUUACUAGUAUCGAAAAUAGCUAAAAUUAUGCAUCCGAGUAGUGCGUGUACAGCGUCACCAUUUCGAUUACAAAUCAAAUCAACUAUUUCAACUAAGUUCAAAAUCUGAAGAUAAUCUCGAUAGCCAUUAAAAGAAAACAAUAAAAAGUGCUAAACGGUGGAUAUAGUUAUACAUAAGUGUACGUGAUGAAUGAAAUUCAUGUGUGAAUUGACCUGUGCCGGGGAACUGAAGAGCACUUUUGGCAACCUUUUCGCAAGAUCGAGCGAAAUCAAAAUUCUCUUUCGAAUAAAAUAAUAGCCGGUUUCAUCGCAUACGAACGAUCCGAAUAUAUAUUCUUAAACCCAUCGAAAUUGAAAUGAAUAUAGAAAUUACACAGUAUAAGAAGAAGUCUUGAUGUCUUUUUAUAACAUAGCUGCAGUCGUGUGAUAGAAACGUUGAGUAUUAAUUAUUGUUUUGUAUUAUUUUUAAAAUAAAUACUAAGUCAGUGAAAAGUGAAAGUGAAAUAAAAAGAAAAUGGCAGACACGUUAGGUGAGGAGCAAAUUGCUCAAUAUUUCAUGACAUUUGUGCAAUUCGAUAUUAACGACGACGGCACCAUCAAAACAAAAGAGCUGGGCACUGUAAUGAGGUCUCUGGGUCAAAAUCCUACGGAGGCCGAACUGCAAGACAUGAUCAACGAAGUGGACGCCGACGGCAGCGGCGUCAUCAAAUUUCCGGAAUUUUUAACGAUGAUGGCGCGAAAAAUCGCUGACAUCGACAGUGAGGAGGAGAUACGUGAAGCGUUUCGAGUGUUCGACAAAGAUGGCAACGGACACAUUUCGGCGCCGGAGCUGCGGCAUGUGAUGGGCAAUCUAGGCGAAAAAUUAACCGACGAAGAGAUCGAUGAAUUGAUCCGUGAUGCUGACAUUGAUGGUGAUGGACAGAUUAAUUAUGAAGAGUUUGUGUGCAUGAUGACUUCUUCGAAAUAGAACUUAUCUUAUCCUUUGUUGACAAAAUAAAUAAAUUUUAGAAAAGUAAAAUUCGCCCACACGAAUCAUAAAAAAA
Molecule: messenger RNA, 1074 nt
Organism: Bradysia coprophila
Lineage: Eukaryota; Metazoa; Arthropoda; Insecta; Diptera; Sciaridae
Product: calmodulin-like
Cellular component (GO): myosin II complex
Molecular function (GO): calcium ion binding
Source: RefSeq, a predicted model, not a curated record